GCAAGCUGCCAAAGAGAUAAGGUUAUUGUAAACACCAGGACGACAAAAACGACCAAGCUCAUAGCAAUUGCGGGCAUAUACGUACGUAUAUGAUGCAGAACUCCCAUGUCCCAAAGUUCGGCAACUGGGAAAACGAGGACAUACCAUACACAGCCUACUUUGAAAACGCGCGCAAGGACAAACCCGUCGGCAACGUUAAGAUCAACCCAAACGACCCUGAGGAGAAUCCAGAGGCCUUCAUGAUGAUGAUGAUGAUGCAGAGAAGGGGAUCAUCGCGUUCUCAAGAAGGCAACAUUUCCUCUCAUCAUAAUCCCGAUUCAUCCGUCCUUCCGACGGCGGCAGUGCAGCCUCCUCGCCGCCUCAUGAAGAGUGCUAGUGCCGAAAAAUCGCGCCACGCCGAGCACCGCGCACAUCACAGAAACGGUAUUGCUGAUACCAACACUAAUUAUAGCAGUACUAAUACUACUCUCGGCAAUAAUCACAAGAGCCCCGCGUCGGAAUCUGGUAGCGAUCAAAAGACCAGUUCCGAUAAUUCGCUCUUGAAUCGUCCUAAUCAAGGGCGUUAUGUAAGAUCUGAUGAUUAUAAGAAGAAGACGAGUACUACUUCUUCGGGUCGAGGGAGUGAUAGUUCUAGCUCGGCUUCAGAACAAGGGCACCAUAGAAGACAGAGAAGUAGCAGUACUAAUCACUCUUCUGAUCACCAACAACAUCAGCAUCACAGGGCAGCAUCAAUACCUGAAUUUGGGUCAUGGGAUGUAAAUGAUCCAAAAGCUGGAGAAGGGUUCACUGUAAUUUUUAAUAAAAUGAAAGAAGAAAAGCAAAACUAUGGAGCUAUCGAGGUCCCAACUAUGCCGCCCCCACGGCCACCAACCAAUCACCUGAAAGAUCGGAGCAAGCGUUCUUGCGUGUCAAAGAUAUGUUGCUGUAUGUCUUCAAGUGGAAGCGAAUGAUAAACUCAGCUUUUGAUCUUGUUAUUAUAAUUUUUAUGCCAGCUUAUUGUAUUUGCCUUUUCUCGUUUUUUUUUUUUUUAAGAGAGAAACUGUAUUUGCAAUUCUUAUAAGCGAAUAUUAUAGACUUUACUUGUUUUGGUUGUUGCAUAGUGGAAGUUUUAUCAUUUUUUAAUUAUAAUGGAUCACCUGAAGUCCUGAACACAUUUGUAACAAUAUUGGACACCAUUACUAAUGGAUUAUAAUGGAUUCAGGACACCAUAACAAUAUUGAACACAUUUGUAACACAUUUUUUAAUUAUAAUGGAUU
Molecule: messenger RNA, 1256 nt
Organism: Morus notabilis
Lineage: Eukaryota; Viridiplantae; Streptophyta; Magnoliopsida; Rosales; Moraceae
Product: RPM1-interacting protein 4
Exons: 4
Coding region: 90-950 (286 amino acids)
Source: RefSeq, a predicted model, not a curated record